CAAUCACAGCCACAGACCUCUGCUUCCUCUGCCGGUGAGCCCGGGGCCUGGCGGCGCGGGCCACUUCCUCCUGAGUCGGCACAGCGAGCGCCAGCCCUGGGGCCCAAGGCCCGGCAGUUCGAGACUCUGGAGAGGAAGCCCCUGGAGCAGCCCAGGUGGAGCCGGAGACCUUAGGGCCGGCAGGGCCCCACGGCGGGGCCAUGGCGGAGCUGCAGCAGCUGCGGGACUUUGAGAUCCCCACGGGCCGGGAGGCACUGCGGAGCAACUACAGCGCCCUGCUGCGGGUCGCUGACUACUGCGAAGACAACUACGUGCAGGCCACGGACAAGCGGAAGGCUCUGGAGGAGACCAUGGCCUUCGCCACUCAGGCCCUGGCCAGCGUCGCCUACCAGGUGGGGAACCUGGCUGGGCACACACUGCGCAUGCUGGACCUGCAGGGUGUGGCCCUGCGGCAGGUGGAAGCCCGCGUGAGCACGCUAGGCCAGAUGGUGAACAUGCACUUGGAGAAGGUGGCCCGAAGGGAGAUCGGCACCUUGGCCAUGGUGCAGCGCCUGUACCCCGGCCAGAAGGUGGUCGCUCCUGAGAGCCUGCCCCCGCUCGAACCCUACUGCAGGAGACCCAUCAACUUUGGCUGCCUGGAUGACAUCGGCCAUGGGGUGAAGGACCUGAGCACGCAGCUGUCUCGGACCGGGACCCUGUCGCGCAGGAGCAUCAAGGCGCCAGCCACUCCAGCCUCAGCCACUCUGGGGAGGGCGCCCCGAAUCCCUGAGCCCGUGCAGCUCCCCGCACUGCCGGAUGGCCUCCUGUCCGCCGCCUCCUCCGCUUCAUCGCUGGCCUCGGCAGGCAGCACCGAGGGUGUCUCCGGGGUGCCCCCCUCCACAGGGCAGGCGACACCCCCAGCCCCGCCGCCUCUGCCCCCGUGCGCUGAGGAGGGCUUUAUACCGCCACCGCCACCAGAGCUGCCCCCGCCCCCGGAGGAGCUCAGCGACCUGGAGUUGCCCCCGCCCCCGCCUGGCUUUGGACCGGAAGAGCCCAGCUGGGCUCCCGACGUCUACUUGGAGAAAGUGGUGACGCUGUACCCGUAUGCCAGCCAGAAGGACAACGAGCUCUCCUUCGCCGAGGGCGUGAUCAUCUGUGUCACCCGCCGCUACUCCGAUGGCUGGUGCGAGGGAGUCAGUGCCGAGGGCACCGGCUUCUUCCCAGGGAACUACGUGGUGCCCAGCUGCUAACCAGGGCUGAGGCAGGAGGUCCCUGUCCUAUCCCCUCCCUGUGGCCACGGGGUAGGGGCCCCAGGCCUGCUGCAGUGGACCGGAGCUGGAGACCUCAGCGCUGUGAUCACGUCCACUGGCCCCUCAUCCCUGGGGUGUGGGAUCCCCAGCCCCAAGCAAUGACUCUGAAUAAAGCUCCCCGACCUGCUCAUGACACCCUCCCGGGCUGGGGACGGCCCAUGGGGAGAGGGACUAAAUGCAGCCUCAGCCCCCUUUCCUGGACUCCAGCCGGCCGUGCCAGCUGCCCCCCCUCGCUCUUGCUGGCCGAGAGCAAAGAGCCUCCGCUGUCCCCAUCCACACAGCACAAGAAAAAAUGAUCUGCCACUCGG
This is a messenger RNA of Octodon degus (degu), 1597 nucleotides long. RefSeq names its product ABI family member 3 (gene Abi3). The transcript has 8 exons. The record is from RefSeq and is a predicted model, not a curated record. Gene Ontology annotation, molecular function: SH3 domain binding. Gene Ontology annotation, biological process: regulation of cell migration. NCBI's taxonomy places the organism in Eukaryota, Metazoa, Chordata, Mammalia, Rodentia, Octodontidae. Gene Ontology annotation, cellular component: lamellipodium. Bases 201 to 1229 code for a protein of 342 amino acids.